UUAGUUACUUCUAGAAGUGCUUUAAGGAUUCUGAGUUGACUCCUUUGCACUCUUGACAUCACCUGGGUGGAAAAGAAGGCGUUGCUGAGAGUCUCAGCUGGUGACGCUCCGUCCCUGUGUGAGGCUCACCAGCCCAUCCCCGGGUCAGCAUGCCUGAGGGAGGGUCCGGACUAGGGGACCUGCGCGGUCCACUUCAGCCAUGCACGCUUGAUCUAUUUAGCCCUGGGUGCGGUGCUUUUAAUGCUCAUGGGCCAGAGGGGGGGCGGCUGGAGCGGGCGGAUGACCGAGGCCAGGUCUGUGAAGCUGUUCUGUGGUGGAGCAGAUGUCAGUGGGAAUUAGCAGACGGGGCGGCCGAGGCACAAGGAGAGCCGCCCAAGAUUUGAAACCUCGGCGUCUCAGCGCCCGCUGGAUUAUGCCCAAGGCUUUCCUACCCAAUGAUCCUCUUGGCACCUGCCGGGCGUCCUCCGCCUAAGCGGCCCGUGUCCUCUCCUCCUAUGGCCGUGGCAGCCAGGUCUACAGGGUCCUUGCAGCUUCCGCCGCAGAAGCCUUUUGGGCCAGAGGCUCCCUCGGCCCUGGCCGGGGACGAAGAGCUAGCCAAGGAGGGGGAGCCGGACCCUGCGCUGGAGGGGCUGUGCAAACCUCUGUACUGCAGGCUCUGCAGCGUCACCCUGAACUCCGCCCAGCAGGCCCGGGCUCAUUACCAGGGUAAAAAUCAUGGUAAGAAACUUCGGAACUACUAUGCAGCGAAUAGCUGUCCCCCUCCCGCCAGGGUGAGCAGCGUGGAGCCUGCAGCCGCACCUGUUCCUGGCCCUCCACAGGCGGGCUCCUGUAAGCCGGGCGGCAGAGUGAUCCUGGCCACGGAGAACGACUACUGCAAGCUCUGUGACGCCUCCUUCAGCUCCCCGGCCGUGGCUCAGGCUCACUACCAAGGCAAGAAUCACGCCAAGCGGCUGCGGUUGGCGGAAGCUCAGAGUAACUCGUUCCCGGACUCCUCAGAGGUGGGCCCACGGCGGGCCCGGAAAGAAGGGAAUGAAUUUAAGAUGAUGCCUAACAGGAGGAAUAUGUACACGGUGCAGAGUAACUCAGCGGGUCCUUACUUCAGCCCUCGCUCCCGGCAGAGAAUCCCGCGCGACCUGGCCAUGUGCGUGACCCCCAGUGGCCAGUUCUACUGCUCCAUGUGCAACGUCGGGGCUGGUGAGGAGGCGGAGUUCCGGCAGCACUUGGAGAGCAAGCAACACAAGAGUAAGGUGUCAGAGCAGCGGUACCGGAGCGAGAUGGAGAACCUGGGCUACGUGUAGUCACGGCCGCACUCGAGCAGCGUCCUGCCUGGUGUCUGCCUGUCACCCCGCCUGCUCUGUGGUCCUUCGAUACGAUACAUUCCUCUGCUUAAUGUCCCACCUGUGCCCUGCAGUGGCACCGCGAGCUGUCGGAACCGGGGAGGGGAAUGUGCUGCCCAGGUCAGAAAGCUUGUCGGGGACCGUCCAGCUGCGUAGAGCCUAUGACCUGUCUACCCGACAAGAGCGAAGUCUUGUCUUGGCUAAGUUCCGUCGACCAGUAGCCUGAUCCGUUAGACCCGUGACUGUUCAAAAGUUUCAUUUUCUUUUGCAAUUUUAAUUUUAUGUACUGUUAAAUAAAGAGUUGCAUUGUGUUCUUACUUCAGAUCGCCUUUGAAACAGGUAAGCAGAGGCUUCCGUUUCCCAAGGCUUCACUGGGUCCCCCGGUGGAGCAUGGUCAGUGGGUACUGGGUCCCAGCUGCCUCAGGGCCUGCUCGGGCAGGAUUUCCCUGUUACACCCAGCGCUGAGAUGCAGGUCUCCUGGAACUCAGCUCAGUACACGCCUGUGCUUCCAGGCAGCUGGCCGUCGCUCCCAGUUGUGGAUUGCACACAUUUAAUUGCCACCUCCUUCCCUCCACUUUCAAAAUUUUUUUCUUAGUUGAAUCAACUUGUCUAACAAGCUUAUUUUCCUGCCCCAGCUGUGCUGUGAAUUUUUCAAGUCUUAUAUUCGAAUACCUGAGUUUAAGAAGGAUUUGAUUAAAAAAAUAUUUUUAGCUGAGUUUAGGACCUAUAAAGAUGUAUUUGACUUUUCAAAGUUAUGUCUUCAUUGAUAGUAACACAUACUUCUGUUACGAUGUUAACUAGUUCAGAGCUCUCGAUAUUUGGUUUUGGCAGACUUUCAAAAUAACCUGGACCUUCUGUUUAACUUACAGUCUCCUCUGUCCUGCCAGUCCGUUGGCUGUUCUGAAAGAUCCCAUCACCUGGUGUUUUCAUAGAAAAAUUUUUUAAAAAGCUAAUCACAUUUCGGCAUCAUCAUUGCCAGUAGAAAAAUAUAUUAACUUUGUUUUUAUUCUUCAUAAUUUGGCUUCCUUGAGGAUACUGAGAAUAUAUUAUAGAUUACUUUGAUAUGUGAUAAUUAUGACAGUAUUAUUCUUGCUUUUUGUUUUUAAAAUAAGUUAUGGUGUAUGCCUAGACUAACUCCUGGAGUCUCCUGUGCCCUUUCAGCACCUGCACCCACCUGCCUGCUGACCGACAUGGGUCAGACCGCUGGUCUUCCCUCCGCCUUUGGACAAGCCACGUUCUCCAGGAGGGUUAUGUAGAGUAUCAUGAAUUCAUAUUUGACUGUUUACGUUAUUAAUUGAAAGUAAAACUCCUUUUUUUCCCUUGAAAAUUGUAUAAGCAAAUAGGAGGGAGAAGGAAAAUUAGAUUACCAUCCCCUUUCUGUACUACUUUGGAACAAUUUUUGGACCAUCUCGACCCGUAUUCAAAAAUCAGUUUAGUGAUUAACUUCUGGUUUAGAACUUCUAGUAUAGUAUCAAGUUACUUUCUUCUGUUAAAGUAGCGAUUAAUUGAAAAGUAUAUUUCAUUGGUAAUUUUUUUUCUCCCUGAAAUAGAAGAACGAAAUAAUGUUCUGUUGAAAUUCUACUCAGACCUGUUAUUUCGAGGUGUUAUGAAGCCUUUGCAGUAAUAUACAGAGUACAGUUGAUUGAGGGAGUUUAAGGUUUAUUUUAUUGGCCAGUAGGUUACUCAUUUGCUGCUAAGUACAGUUUUUUGGUAGAUUUUGAUAUCAUAGUGCUGGCCACUCGGUUCUGUGGUUCCUUAAAAAUCUUAUUUUCUCUUUCUCUCUAUAGGUAUGGGUGUACGUACAUACAGACAUGCACCCACAUCCACAUGUAGAACUCUAUUUUUAAUGACAGCAUACAUAUAUGGGUUUAUGUGACACCACAGAAGAUUUAAGUGAAACCUUAUUUCAGAUAACAUUAAAAGAUUGUGGGUAUGAAGUUACAUUUUGUAAAAGUGGUGCUCUCCACUCAGUUUUUCCUUUGGAAACAGAUUUAAGGGAAGGGGCCUUCUCUCUGCCCCACUUAACAAUUUUAUUAUACUGUAUACAUACGAGAAGCGGUGGACUUAAGGGCUUGAUGUUUCUCAGGCCUGCGUAUUCAGGGUUCCAGUUCCCAGUGCCCGUAACGGACGUUACGAAUGCAUAAGCGCAUUUUCUUUAAAGAAAGAACUUAGAUUUAUAGUGUUAUUUCUUACUUGCUCUAUUUCUUUGCACUAAAAAGCUAUGUGUUUGUUUGUAUGACACUUUAGUACCAUAUUGCCUACAAGAACUCAAUCUGCUCCUUAAUUUCCAAAUUCUGGGGAGUUGGUACCUUCCAGGAUCAUUAAUAGAGGUUACCUGCACAUCUGGGGAAACAUCACGAAUCCCUAUGAUGACAAGCUGCAUUUCGGGGUGGUUCCCUUGUAGUAUUUUCUUGUUCACGGGUAGAACAAAGGGUGGCCGCAGUUGUCAGGCAGGAGGUGCCCAGGUGGCCACUCCUGUGUGUGGUCAGUUUCUGUGUUCACUCUCUGAAUUCGGUGUCGUCCCCCCUCUGAGUGCGCUGUUGUUGCUUUGGAGUCUGUGACUCACGGUCCCUGUGGGUCUCCCUUUGUGAAGUCCAGCCGUGCUCUGUGAUGUGCCCCGGGAGUCCUGGUAGCAUCUUCCAUGUGCUGUGUGCAAGAGCGGCAGAGGCUUACCUGGGGAAGCCAGGACUUGUAACUAGGUGUCGGUGAGCAGCCGAGAGGACUGGCCUCAACGUCUCUUCUCAGUGAAGAUCUUUGUGUAGUUGGCAUUAAAAACCAGUGUUGAAAGAUAGCAACUAGAAACUUCAUUGAGCGCAAGAAGCUGUGAGGGAAAGUUCGUGUUUGAAUUGUAGGAUUGGGCUGAGUGUGCCUUCAGUGUCUCUGAAAGCUCAGUCACAGAACCGUGUGUGCGGGAAGUCCUCGUUGGUGUCGACCUCGUGCCCCGUCCUGUCACUUGUGAGCGUGUGCAUGCCGUUGGUCGUGUCCGUCCCUGUGUCUCAUUGCACUGACUUGGCAAGGUGACUCAUUUUUCUUAGCACUAUUCAUUCUGAAAAAGUCUCCCACGUCUUCCUCACUGCUUCCCCUUGUAAUUAGUUGGUAAACUUUGAAAACCAUUUGGGAUGUUUGAACCCCUGAGCCUGAAUGAAGAAGCUGGCCGAGAUCACCCCGAAGUCCCUCUGACUCGGAAGGCUGACAGAAAGCACGGGGUCUCUGACCUCGUCUCUGCAGAACUCUGCUCGCUUGGAGCUGCCUGUUGACGUGUGCAUGAGGAUAAAGGAGAAAUGUGUAUGCGUGCACAUGUGUGUGCACGUGUGUGGUUAAAGCCUUCCCUGCAGGUGGUUCUAAGGAUUAGUGGGGGCAUUUAGGACCCGGUUCCUCCUGAGCUGGCUGGGACAGUGAGCAUCGACAGGUGGAGGGCUGACAAUGACACGUGACGUGGGUCUUGUUGGCUUCAGGGCAGACAUGUGACUUUGACAGGAUUGUCUACAAAGAGGCCUGCAUGUGGCAGACCGGGAAUCUCGCCUGCUGUUUCCUUAGCGUCAGGACUUGGGGCGUGCCCUCCCAGAGCUGAGACUCGCGCCAAGGGCAGCAGCGCUCUGUCGUGCGGGUGACAGUAAUGUCCUAACAUACUCGACCUUAACGACUGCUCUUUCCUUACCAGCCAGGAGUUCUGUGGAUCAUAAAAAGUAUUUUGUUGUUGCUUUUGUGUUUUGGCAGGGGAAAUCCUAUGACUGUGAACCGUACCCACCGCCUGGUUGGGUGGACAGAUAGCUGCGCAUAGCUUCUCAUGAGGUGUUUGACUUCCCUUCCCGUACUGAUGGGUGGUCACUUGUAAACUCCCAUCUGGGUAGCUACCAAAAAGCGUACUGGCUUCCGGCCCGUGGCGUCUCCAGCCCUGCAGUAUGAGUGCCUUUAGCAAGUGUUAGCGUCCCACAGAGAGCUGGGGGGUGGCCAGGACCGAAUUAGUGCCCUCAGUCUCCAUUCAUAAACCGGAGCUCGAAAUAGCAAAGGUCUGUAGAAUUCUCUUCUACACCUUUUUUUUCCUUUUUUAAUGCAGUCUCAAUAUCCAUAAAAUGUGUCAUCAUUGGUCAGGAAUCACACACCCUUAAAGAGGGGCCAGUGGCCUCAGGCUGGUAACAGCCCAGGCUGCUUUUCCCCGAGGUCUGUGUUACAUUUGUAUUGAGUGAACGGAAGGGUGGUGGAAGGACAAUUGGACACUGAAAUUUAGAAACGCUCUUUAGGGGACUUUCUCACAUGUGUCUUUGCUGUAGAGAGGACAGAAUUAUGUAUUUGCAAAUACAGCCUUUAGAGAGACCGGCAUAGCAAUUAGUAAUUGUGUUAACUCGGCCCUUCAUGAAAAGAUGAAGUUCACAAAUCAGGUUUGAGGGCUUUUAGAGCUAAAUUUUUCCUACUUCAAUGACAUCUUUCAGUUGCCAAGUACAUAGAAUCUUCAAAUAUACUGGUAAGUUAAUUUUAUUAUAGAACGAUCUUAAUUCUUUCUAACAUUUUGUAAUGAAAAAUUUCAAACACAUCCAAAAUUGAAAAUGUUUUGCAGUGUACCUCCUGCUGGAGCCUGCUGUCAUUUUCUCAUGCUUCUAUUAUCAUGUAGCUACCCACCUGUCCAUCCCUCUGUCGUUCCGAAUGUUGGACAAUACGCAUUCCAGCAGAAAUUUCAGACAGUGCACUUCCCCUAAACGUGGCGUGAGUGAUGCUAGGCUUCGUAUGUGUUUGAAUAUUAUCUUUCUGAAAGUGGUAGACUUUGGCCCCGCGGCCCCAGUCCGUGUGCUGAGAGGGGGACAUUUUUGCACACGAAGUUUGCAGAGGAGGCCAUUUAAAAGUCGUCACGGCCAUCAGUCUUAUAGCUUCGCGGUAGGAUUGCUCCUUUGCCCCUCUUCUGGCGUCGUGUUUUUGCUGAACUAUGCAGCGUCUCCCAAAGCCUGUACCUCGGGGUUUCUGAAGUCAGCUGUGCCUCGUUCCAGCCUGUGCAUGUCCUCAUUCUCACCUUCUCACCUUCCCGCUGCCGCCCAGAAGGUAACGGGCCGAGCCCACCUGUGACUGCUGCUGUCCACAGCUCUAGCAGAAAGGUCAGGACGCUGUUGAUUCAUCUGUAGAAUUUGGUUUGAAUUCCCUGAGGACUGUAAAGACUCAGGCCUCCCCUAGCCAUAACGAGCAGUUAACAGUGAGGUGCUGUGAGCCUUCGUACCGCACCGCGAGACGGCCGUGUGGAUGCCUUUACUAUUUGUGGAGAGUCUGGAGCAUUCAGGUGACUUGUCCAGGCCACGAUGCGGUGGGCAGAACUGGAUGGAAGUGACGGGAAUGCUCCGGAUUCAGACUGCUUGCUUGUUAAGGUCCCUGGUUUCUAAGAUAACCAAACACUUUCUUCAGGCCCUUAAAAGCAAAAUACGUGUUUUCACUGAUGAGGCUUUUACUUUUCGGCAUUUCACAAUUCUUUGAACUUAAAGAUAUUCUCAUGGUCACAGAUCUUAAAGCCCAGAGCAGUUGCUGGAAACCUCCCUGUUCUGUGGAGUACUAACUGAGAAUGCAGGGUUUGGCCAGGUUUCUUUUGCAUUUAAAGGACCUUCAUGAUUCACUCAUAACCUUUUCUGUGUAAGUGCUUAAGUGACCCCCCACUAGUGAAGAUAAAUACCCUGAAUCACUGAUGAGGAUGUACUCUCUACAUGACCUGGUUUUUUAAGGAUGGUAACUCCAAGUGUUCAGGGGAGGGGUAUUACCCUGGGGCAAAGCACACAUGAAGCAGUUUAUUUCUGCUCUGCCAAUCUGGCACUUACGGGAACACUCCUCUUCGGAGUGGCUGGUUAUGGUUUUGCCUUCUUUUGGUACCGAAGUAGCUUUCUGUGGCUUUGUAUUUCCACCUGUCAGUUUGUAAGAGUUUCAUGUUGGCUCUGUCUUGGCAGUCAGCUGUGGUCCGUGGGCGCCGUGGCGCUCUGGUUCGGUCUGGGUCUGCCUGGGACGCAUUCCUGGCAUGGUCAGACUGCCUCCCAGCGGCCAGCACUGCCCGGCAGCACGUCGCCCCUCCAGGAUAUCAGCUCUGGGUCCAGAAGCAAAACUGCUUUGCUCUUAUUGUUACGGUGCAUUAGUUAGCACAGCUGUUCUGAAUUAGAGAUCAGCGUGGGGGCACCAAGGGAGACGUUAGAACCCUUCCUUUAAUGGCAUGACAAACUUUUAAAACUGCUCUUGCUGUUUCAUUAGAACCUAUCUUUGGUAAGGGUAUCACUAAGGAAAUGCUGUCAAACCUGUAGGAGAUCAGGCUGUUGCCUGCAGUUUCCUCCAAGCGUCACCACAGGGUUUGAGAUCUGUGUGCGUGAUUUGGGCGAAGUGCCGGUCACCGCUUCGGAGGCUAUGUUCUGGGGCUUCCAAGUGAAAAGUGUGUUAUGGGAUGAAAACCCUCAACUGUGAAUUGUGGAAUUAAAAUUGCUGUUUGAUUUUAUUUUCUCCAGCAUAUUGAAUAUAGAAAUCUGAAAGUUAUUUAAAAUUCAUACUGCUUAUGUUGAUGGUUCUUUUUGGCUGUGUAUCCUCAUGUACUGAUUUCUGAUAAAAGCUCGAUGUUAUUAUAACAGGCAUUUUGUGUUUAAUUUAAUAAAACCGUUUCUGAGUCUUG
Messenger RNA from Tupaia belangeri chinensis (Chinese tree shrew), 7956 nucleotides. RefSeq names its product zinc finger matrin-type 3 (gene ZMAT3). NCBI's taxonomy places the organism in Eukaryota, Metazoa, Chordata, Mammalia, Scandentia, Tupaiidae. Bases 435 to 1298 code for a protein of 287 amino acids. The transcript is spliced from 6 exons. The record is from RefSeq and is a predicted model, not a curated record. Gene Ontology annotation, molecular function: nucleic acid binding; zinc ion binding.